AUGGCAAAAAUCAACACCCGGCACUCCUACCCUGGUGUACACAGCCUGUCUGUCAGAACUGCUGAUGAAGAUAUCGAAAGGAUUGAAAAUGGCUAUAUCAGAGCCCAUUCACUGCAUGAGGAUGCACCUGCAGAGCUGCAGGGAGUCAUUUCUGUGGAGGGAGGACAUGUGCCUGAGUCCCAGGCAAGCUCCUUCACUGGCAGGGGAGCAAUGGCAAGGCUGUCACGGUUUGUGUUAUCCGUGAGGUCAUGGGCCACAAGGCGCUCGCACCACGAGGACCAAAGGCCUGACUCUUUCCUGGAGCGGAUCCGGGGCCCAGAGCUCGUGGAGGUGUCCACCAGGCAGAGCAACAUCCGCUCCUUCCUGGGUGCCCGGGAGCGGCCCGGGGGAGCCAACAGUCACUGGCCCUUGGCCAGGUUCAAUGUCAACUUCAGCAACAACACUAAUGAAGACAAAAAGGAAGAAAAGAAAGAGGUUAAAGAGGAGAAAAAAGAGGAAAAGAAAGAGGAGAAAAAAGAGGAGAAAAAAGAGGAAAAGAAAGAUGACAAAAAAGAUGACAAAAAAGAUGAUAAAAAAAAGGAAGAGCAGAAAAAGGAGGUCUUUGUGAUAGAUCCUUCAAGCAAUCUGUACUACAACUGGCUGACCGUAAUUGCAGCACCUGUAUUCUAUAACUGGUGUAUGCUAGUGUGCAGAGCCUGCUUUGAUGAGCUACAAAUGGACCAUGUUAAAAUAUGGCUGUUCUUGGAUUAUCUCUCUGAUAUUAUCUAUGUUAUUGACAUGUUCGUCAGAUUCAGAACAGGCUUCCUUGAACAAGGCUUGCUAGUUCAGGAUGAGAAGAAGUUACAAGAACAUUAUACCAAAACUGUGCAGUUCAAACUGGACGUGCUGUCUCUUGUGCCAACAGACCUGGCAUAUUUCAAGCUUGGUUUGAACUACCCCGAGCUCCGGUUUAACCGCCUGCUGAGGAUUGCUCGGCUCUUUGAGUUUUUUGACCGUACUGAGACCAGGACAAAUUAUCCAAACAUGUUCCGCAUUGGCAAUCUGGUGUUGUACAUUCUCAUCAUCAUCCACUGGAACGCCUGCAUAUACUUUGCGAUAUCGAAGGUGAUCGGGUUCGGAACCGACACCUGGGUGUAUCCCAACGUGUCCGUGCCGGAGUACGCGCGCCUGUCCAGGAAGUACAUUUACAGUCUGUACUGGUCGACGCUCACGCUGACAACUAUUGGGGAGACACCGCCCCCGGUGAAGGAUGAGGAGUAUCUCUUUGUGGUCAUCGACUUCCUGGUGGGCGUGCUCAUCUUUGCCACCAUUGUCGGGAACGUCGGCUCUAUGAUUUCCAACAUGAAUGCUUCCAGGGCAGAGUUCCAGGCCAAAGUGGAUUCCAUUAAACAGUACAUGCAGUUCCGAAAGGUGACUAAGGAUUUGGAAGCCAGGGUUAUUAAGUGGUUUGAUUACCUCUGGACCAACAAGAAAACGGUAGAUGAGAAGGAAGUUCUCAAAAAUCUGCCUGACAAGUUGAAGGCUGAAAUUGCCAUCAAUGUCCAUUUGGACACGCUGAGGAAAGUGCGUAUAUUCCAGGAUUGUGAAGCUGGACUUCUCAUUGAGCUGGUGCUGAAACUGAAACCUACGGUCUUCAGUCCUGGUGACUACAUUUGCAAAAAAGGAGAUAUUGGAAGAGAAAUGUACAUUAUUAAAGAGGGAAAAUUGGCUGUGGUGGCGGAUGAUGGCAUAACCCAAUUUGUAGUCCUAAGCGAUGGCAGCUACUUUGGUGAAAUCAGCAUCCUAAACAUCAAAGGUAGCAAAUCUGGCAACAGGAGGACAGCCAACAUUAGGAGUAUUGGUUAUUCUGAUUUGUUCUGCUUGUCUAAGGAUGAUUUAAUGGAAGCCCUCACAGAAUAUCCAGAAGCCAAAAAGGCUCUGGAAGAGAAAGGACGUCAAAUUCUGAUGAAAGACAAUUUAAUAGAUGAGGAGGCAGCAAAAGCGGGAGCUGACCCAAAAGACUUGGAAGAAAAAAUAGGACGACUUGAAGUAGCUCUGGAUACGCUGCAGACUAGGUUUGCAAGGCUCAUGGCAGAAUACACUGCAUCUCAACAAAAGGUGAAACAGAGACUUGCCAGAGUAGAAACCCGAGUAAAAAAAUACGGUAGUGGCAGCUUAUCAGUUGCAGAAGCAGAGGCUGAAAAACCUGAGGAGGAGAAAAAGCAGUAA
Molecule: messenger RNA, 2208 nt
Organism: Agelaius phoeniceus (red-winged blackbird)
Lineage: Eukaryota; Metazoa; Chordata; Aves; Passeriformes; Icteridae
Gene: CNGA3
Product: cyclic nucleotide gated channel subunit alpha 3
Biological process (GO): potassium ion transport; monoatomic cation transmembrane transport
Cellular component (GO): intracellular cyclic nucleotide activated cation channel complex; plasma membrane
Molecular function (GO): intracellularly cGMP-activated cation channel activity; intracellularly cAMP-activated cation channel activity; protein-containing complex binding
Source: RefSeq, a predicted model, not a curated record